Adineta ricciae is the source of this 294-nucleotide messenger RNA. NCBI's taxonomy places the organism in Eukaryota, Metazoa, Rotifera, Eurotatoria, Adinetida, Adinetidae. The record is from the annotation of a GenBank genome assembly.
AUGGCUGAUCGUAAUGCACAGAUUCGAGCAUCAUUAAAUGCGAAACUAAUCGAGAGUGGUGAACGAGAACGAAUGAAGCAAUUGUUAAGACAACGAUUGAUGGAAUACGGUUGGAGAGAUCAAAUGAAAGCAUAUUGCAAAGAUAUUGUUAAACAAAAAGGUUUGGAAAAUAUUACAGUUGAUGAGCUUGUUCAAGAAAUAACGCCAAAAGGUCGCGCACUUGUUCCUGAUUCGAUCAAAAAGGAGAUGUUGACUGUUCUUCGUCAAUAUUUAUCAAAACAUGAAGAGCUCUGA